GUCAGCAUACUUUUUUCCCAUUCAUUUGACAGCAGGCCCCGACUUGUGAGAGCCGUAAAAUCCGGAAAACCAAAAUUAAGAAAAAAUCUAAGAUCGCGAUGCCCAAGGAAAAGUCGACCAAGGGUAAGGGUGAGAGCGAACCGCCCGUUAAGUGGCAGCGCAAGCGACGCAAGGAGUCCUACUCUGGCGGAGGACGACGAGGAGGAGGACGAGAAGGAGGAGGUGCCCCCGGGAUAAGGAACAGAUCGCCCACGCCCCCGAAUGCCUCUGAGAUUACCGAAGGGAACGGCAGCGAGACCAGCGGCUCUUACUUGAGCUACAGCUCAUCGGGAACCUCCGGAUCCUCCUGCUACACCAGCUCCAGCGGCUCCUCCAGCUCCGUCUCGAACAGCGAAGACUCUCAGGAGGAGCCGGAGGGAGCAGCCACCGCUAAGAGGGCGAAGCUCUCGUGCUGCCACCACCGGCACCACCGACACCACCGACUCCACCGGCGGCGCCAUCAUCACCACUCGCCGCCGCGCCAUCACUCCCAUCGCCCCGACCAUGGACGCUCCUCGAAGCGUCUGUCCGGACGGGUCAGUCGCCGAGGGGCCGCCCCCGCCACCAAGACGGUAGUGGUGGUCAAUGAGGAAAUGCCCACCACCUCCGGCAGCCACCCGGUGGCCAACCAGAUACCGACCCUCAUUCUGGCCGAGCUCACCACUCAGCCGCAGCCCGUGCCGGCUCCAGUUCCGGCUCCAGUUCCGGCUCCAGCUCCAGUUCCUGUUUCCGCUGCUCCGUUGGCCAGGAAGCUACGCUUGGAGCAGCAGCACCACCAGCGCAAGUCACGCAUGCGCUGCUCCAGCUCCCAGGCCCAAGCCCAAGCCCAAGCCGAAAUCCCGGCCAAGACCAUCACCAUCACCAUCACCAAUAGCCUUUCCAACGCCGGCUCCAUCUGUGCGGCGGACACUGUGGGUGCCCCGCCCAAGGCCAAGAUCAUGGCCGGAGGAGCCAGAUCCAGCGGCAUGAAGGUGGUGUCCAUUUCCAGUGCCAGUCCCAUGGUCAGCAAGUCGUCCAGCCAGGUCAGGAACCCAGUCCCCAGUGGCUCCACUGCGAAGGCUCCGGUUAAGACCAGUCAACCCAAUUCGAGUGCCAGACAUGCGGACUCCAAUGGCAAGUCACCGAUGAGAAAGGACACCUCCAACUCCUCCAACUCCAAGAUGAGGGCAUCCAACGGUGAGCGACCGCGUCGCUGUUCUUCCACGCCCCCUGGUCCGGGCUCAAGGCGUCAGGGGGAGAGUGGGCGGAACAAGGACCACACUGAGAAGCAGUGCAAGCAGAUGCGUAAUGAUGUUUAUGAAGAAGAAGGAGGAUCCGGAGGAGGUAGAUCAGGAGGAGGAUCAGGAGGAGGAUCAGGAGGAGGAUCCGGAUGGGGUGGAGGAGGAGGAGUAGGAUCCGGAGGAGGAGGAAGAUCCGGAGGAGGUGGAUCAGGAAGGGGAGGAGGAGGAGGAGAAAGAGGAGUUCCAAGAGGAGGUGGACCCUAUGACCAUCCUAACGCCGUGGGCAACCAAACGGACUAUCGCAAUGGCAAGCACGCCAACAAAAAAUUGCGCCAACCCGUCCGCAGUGUGCGCCUCCACAUCAGGGGACUGACCCGCCAGGUGAGGAAGGAGCACCUCACCGAGAUCUUCGGCCAUUUCGGAGCCCUCAAGGCCGUCGACUUUCCCAUGGACCGCUUGCCGGGACGCUUGGGGCGUGACUACGCCUUCGUGGAGUACGCCCGUCCCGAGGACUGCGCCUACGCCAUCAAGCUCAUGAAUGGCGGCCACAUCGACGGCAAGCGGGUCACGGUGUCCGCCUUCCAGGAGAGCAUGCCGAAGGCUCCGUGGCGCCACAACCGCCGCCCCUCGCCGGUCAACUAUCGCCGCCAGCGCCAGCGUCACUGCUCGCCGUCCCGCUCUCGCUCCCGCUCCAUGUCCCGCUCGCAAGCCCGCUCCCCCUUUUCCCGCGGCCGCUCGUCGCCGCGCUACGGGAAGUACCACCGCCCCGGAUGGCGUUCGCCUUAGGCAGGUCGCACUGUCGUCGCGGUGUACAUAAGGCGACAUCCAAGCAAGUCCACCAAUCGACCAGAUGUCGAUUCUCAUAAUCUUGACUAAUUUUAAUCUAAAUCUUAUUAUUUUCAAUAAAUA
Drosophila elegans is the source of this 2168-nucleotide messenger RNA. Its product is annotated as translation initiation factor IF-2-like. Lineage: Eukaryota; Metazoa; Arthropoda; Insecta; Diptera; Drosophilidae. The record is from RefSeq and is a predicted model, not a curated record. The transcript has 2 exons. Gene Ontology annotation, biological process: mRNA splicing, via spliceosome. Gene Ontology annotation, cellular component: ASAP complex; nucleoplasm; cytoplasm. Gene Ontology annotation, molecular function: RNA binding. Bases 99 to 2045 code for a protein of 648 amino acids.